AAAGGAGCCAAGAACCAGAAAAUUCUCAUAUUAUAUAACCCUAAAGACAAAACGCCACCGAAAGCUUCCUGCACUUUCUUAUUUCACACAGUGAUCAGUCAAGGAUCCAAAUCAUAAGCACAAAGGGGAGCCCAGCAUGCAUCAGCCUGCCGAAAACCAAGACCUCUACCGCUUCAUCACCGGCAACGGCGUUAUCAACGUCGGAACAUAUGGUUUCCCGGCCAACUGUGAGUUUCCGGGGAUGCAAAGCUUCUCAUGUAGUUCCUCAUACUAUCCCUUGGGGGUGUCGGGUUUAGCGGAUACGCCACCGCAGGAUAGAGCACUUGCCGCUUUAAAGAAUCAUAAAGAGGCUGAGAAGAGGAGGAGAGAGAGAAUCAACUCCCAUCUCGAUAAACUCAGGAGUCUUCUUCCUUGUAAUUCUAAGACAGACAAAGCUUCACUAUUGGCAAAAGUGGUUCAACGUGUUAAAGAGCUGAAGGAACAAACGUCAGAAAUCACUGAACUGGAAACCUUCCCGUCUGAAACUGAUGAAAUCACCGUACUCUCGGGCGACCACAGUGAUGGCAGAUUAAUAUUCAAGGCGUCAUUGUGCUGCGAGGACCGCACCGAUCUGAUACCAGACCUAAUCGAAAUUCUAAAGUCUCUCCAUUUGACAACUCUAAGAGCAGAAAUGGCCACACUCGGCGGAAGAAUUCGCAAUGUUCUUAUUGUCGCUGCGGAUAAAGAUCACAGCAUUGAGUCAGUACAUUUCUUGCAAAAUGCCUUGAAAUCUUUACUCGAACGUUCAAGUUCUAGUGAGCGGUCCAAAAGGCGACGCAUAUUAGAUCGAAAAAUGAUUAUGUAACCGUACGUACGUGAUUGCUUGUUUCGAUUUCCAAAAUUAUCGUUAGCUUUUGCAUUUCAUAUCUUCCGAACAUCGAGAGCUAGUUUACAAUAUGCAGUGUGAUAUGGGGGUUUGUUUGUUUCAACCCAUAUAAUAUGACAAGAAGAACAAUUUAUGUGUGAGCUUGUUGAUA
This is a messenger RNA of Carya illinoinensis, 1016 nucleotides long. Its product is annotated as transcription factor bHLH106-like. Gene Ontology annotation, biological process: regulation of DNA-templated transcription. Gene Ontology annotation, molecular function: protein dimerization activity; DNA-binding transcription factor activity. The transcript is spliced from 2 exons. Lineage: Eukaryota; Viridiplantae; Streptophyta; Magnoliopsida; Fagales; Juglandaceae. The coding region runs from base 137 to 844 and encodes 235 amino acids. The record is from RefSeq and is a predicted model, not a curated record.